AGGUUACCUCGCGGAGGAGAGAGAGAGAGAGGUGGCGAUGGGAAGCGAGGACGAGAGGGUUCUGGAGAACCAGCUAGACAUUCAAUUGCAAGAGCAAAAAGACUCUCUUGCAACCCUCAACCACGCCUUAGUCUCCGACCCCAACAAUCCCGAGCUCCGAGCUCUUCAAGAGGAGGUUGUUCAGGCAAUUAAAGAUGUCGAGGAAGGGCUUCUGCACCUAAAGCGUGCACGGUUAUUACGAGAAGUCGAUUCAGCUCUGGAUCCUUCUCAUCACGCUGAUAAGGAUGUCAAGGAAGAGACUCUUGAUCCAACGGAGGUUCAGCCAGAGCCUCUUGAGGAACCAAGUUACAGUGUUGGAUCAAAAUUUAGGUUCCGUCACUCUGAUGGACGUUGGUACAAUGGUCAAGUUAUAGGACUGGAUGCUUCUAAUACCGCAAAAAUUGCUUUCCUCAAUCCUACUUCUGAAAAUAUGCUGAUUUGCAAGUUCUUUCUACAACAACGAUGUCGAUUUGGUACUAACUGCCGCUUAUCACAUGGAGUUGACGUCCCACUCACCUCCUUGAAAAUGUAUACGCCAACUAUGUGGGAGCAGUCACUAGUAGGGUCAAGUAUUUGGGCUGUCUCAGAUGGUGAAGAAGGUAUUUGGAGGAAAGCUGAACUUGAAUCAUGGGAUGGUUUACUUGGGGUUGGGAGAGUUGUUUUCCAAGAUGAUGGAAGCUCUGCAAAUCUUGGGGAAGAAGCUAUAGCAUUAUCUGAGUUUGCUCAAAUGAGUGAAGAAGAAGAUUCUAGCUCAGAACAAUCUGAUUACAGUGAGUACGAAGACGAGGCCUCACAGGGUUUAGGAUUUCUUGAAAGCACCCGACUACAGAGGGGCAUUCAGACAGAAACGGCCAUAUUUGCUAAGUGGGAGAACCACACCCGUGGUAUUGCUUCCAAGAUGAUGGCCAAUAUGGGUUACCUUGAAGGGACAGGUCUAGGCGCAUCUGGGCAGGGAAUUGUAGAUCCCAUCUCUGUGAAGGUCCUUCCACCAAAACAAUCUCUUGAUCAUGCUGUGGAAUCUUGUGAGAAGGAAGAGGGCGAAGGGAAUCAGGGAAAGAAGCGUAGCAGAGGUGGUAAAAGGAAACGUGACAAGAAGUUUGCAGCAUUGACAAGAGCAGCGAAAGAAGUGGAGUCAACACCUGAUAUGUUUAGUUUUAUUAAUAGCCAACUUGCUAUGCACGGUGAAGCUUUAAAUGGUGGAUCAGCAAAGAAGCAGCAGAACAAAGGGUCAGGGGAGGGGAAGAAAGUUGAUAGGCGGGAUUUGGUGGCUUAUGAGGAUGAAGUGAAGGAGUUGAAGAUGCGAGUUGGAAAGCUAGAAGAAAUGGUGAGUAGAAACAAAAAAGAGAAGGUGGUUUAUGAGGCUGCAAUGAGAAAAUUGAUUGAAACUCGCAGACUCUUGGCAGAGCGGGAGACAGCUCAGGCUUCUGCAUCAAAUGCGGUUGUCAGUAGAGAAAAAGAGAAGAGAUGGCUUAAGUUUUAGGAUCAACAUUAUUAUCUAUAUAUCAUUUGUAAUCAUAGGCACACAACCAUCCUAACUUUGUGGAACCAUGAAGGUUUUCUAGGUCAAGAUUUGGUUGUGAUCACAUAAAUUGACGAUUGACCUUUGUAUGUUGUGUCUUAAGCAAGGUUUCAAAUUUAUUGGAAACAACCGAAAAUUUUUGUCAAAA
This is a messenger RNA of Rosa chinensis, 1706 nucleotides long. RefSeq names its product zinc finger CCCH domain-containing protein 18. NCBI's taxonomy places the organism in Eukaryota, Viridiplantae, Streptophyta, Magnoliopsida, Rosales, Rosaceae. The record is from RefSeq and is a predicted model, not a curated record. The transcript has 4 exons. Bases 38 to 1519 code for a protein of 493 amino acids. Gene Ontology annotation, molecular function: metal ion binding; nucleic acid binding.